Molecule: messenger RNA, 1071 nt
Organism: Asparagus officinalis (garden asparagus)
Lineage: Eukaryota; Viridiplantae; Streptophyta; Magnoliopsida; Asparagales; Asparagaceae
Exons: 2
Coding region: 163-774 (203 amino acids)
Source: RefSeq, a predicted model, not a curated record
AAGUUCAAACGUACGUACCGCUGAUACCCCAUCCUUAUCCUCACCCCCCCUUUACUCCUCCUCUCUUAUUAUAACCCCACACUCCGAUACUCAAUACUUAUCAUCUAUCAUCACGCUUAUAUUUGCCCUUUUUGAAGCGCAUGGUUCUUGGAAAUUUUAGAGAUGGAGAAAGCGUUCGUUCCGCUGUUAAGCAAGCAUGGGAUCAUGGGUAGUGAUGGCCGCGUCGACCAUGGUCUUGAUGGGCAUCAUGUUGGCGAUGAGCAGGACGAUGAUAUUGGGUCUUUGAGCUCUUUCUCUGAUGAUGAUGAUGAUGAUGAUGAUGAUGAGGGGUCGGUUGACUCGGUUGGGUCCUCAUCGUCCGUGGAGUUCACUGAGGAUGCUGCUUCUUCAUCGGGCUCUUCGUCAUCGAAUGGGCCUCUAUUUGAGAUGUCUUCUCUAGUAUCGCAGCUGCCUUUCAAGAGAGGGCUAUCAAAGCAUUUUGAAGGCAAAUCACAAUCCUUCACAUCCCUAUGCAAUGUGAAGAGCUUAGAGGAUCUAAUCAAGCCAGAGAGAUCAUUCAAGAAGAGGCAACUCAAGUCAUCAAAGAGCUACGGAUGGGGCCUCGAUAGAUCUCUCUCCCCAAAGAAUUCAAUAUCAAAGAAGAGCUCAAAGGGGUCUUUCUCUUCCCUAGGCAACAUGAAGAGGCGCUCCAGUAGUAGUUUUGUAAAGCCUCCUUUCCCCCCGCAGAGAUCAGGGAGUCCAUCUGGCCAAACCCUUUUAGAGACAAUUGGAUAGAGAAUUGAUCCCAUCUUGUAUCUAAUGUAAAUUAAUCAUUAGCUUCUUAGUUAGGUUGUAACCCUUUAUAUAUAUCACUUCAGAUGUCAAUGGAAGAAGCACAUGAUGAGCAAGUUCCUAGAGUUUGUAUGUUUUGGGGGUUUGUGAUGAUUUGGUGACAUGAUUAAAGUCUAGUGUUUGGAGUUGCUAAAGGAUAUUUUAUGUAAAUGAUGUAGAGUAGGUAUAGAUAGAAGAAUGGGGAGAAAUGUUGUCCUUUUUUUUCCUUUUCCCUUUAUUGUUGUCCUUUUAUUUUCCUUC